This is a messenger RNA of Myotis davidii, 3250 nucleotides long. RefSeq names its product perilipin 1 (gene PLIN1). Lineage: Eukaryota; Metazoa; Chordata; Mammalia; Chiroptera; Vespertilionidae. Gene Ontology annotation, biological process: lipid metabolic process. Bases 1762 to 2985 code for a protein of 407 amino acids. Gene Ontology annotation, cellular component: lipid droplet. The transcript is spliced from 18 exons. The record is from RefSeq and is a predicted model, not a curated record.
GGAAUCGAACCCGGGACCCUUUGGUCCACAGGCCGACGCUCUAUGCAUUGAGCCAAACCGGCAAGCGCUGUGUUGCGUUUCUUCAAACACAAAGUAUAUAGGGGUCUGCCCUCAGCCCACCCCACUCCCCCAAUCUAUCCCCCCACAGUCCGGUCCAUGCCAACUUGGUGGUCAAGCAGCCCCCAUGGGUGGGGGGCGUGGGCUGCGAGGGGCUGCGGGUGCCCGGCCCAAACCCAGCCCUGGGGUGUGAUGGCUGGAGCUCCAGCAACCAUGUUGUGACCCGGAGGCAAUCUCAAGGACAGAAGUCACGCACUGAGUGUGGUGGAGCAGAAAGAAGCCCGAGGCAUCAGGGACGACAGGAAAGUGCCACACUAGCCCUGGACUGUCUACCCAUGAAUGGGCGGAUGUUUCCCUGGAGGAAGGUCUCUCGUGUUGUGCCGCCAGCUCUGUUCCCAGUCUUGUCCGGGACAGCCUAUGGUCUUGAAUGAAGAUACAAACGGACCUCAUGUAGGCUUGGUUCUGUCACUCAGCAGUAUGUCUUCACUCGUGCCUUUAAUCUUUUCUAAUCAGGAUGAAUUCCCAUCAGGGGAACCGCUGGGCCAGGGCACGCUGAGGCUGUCCUGAAGUCCUGCCCCAGGGGGUCCCCAGAGGCUCCAUCGUGCGCUGCCUCUCUGCACACCCAUGGACGGAUGAGCAAACGGGUCCAGAAAAGGCCAGCGGCCUGUCGGGGUCACAGAGCCCAUCACGCCGGCUGAGCCAGCUUCACCCCUUCGUAGGCCAGCCCGGCACCUCUGGCACAUCGCUUAGCUCCCCGUGCCCACCACUCCCACCCUGCGCUGGCCCUGGCUCCAGGAGAAGGCCUCUGACUGGUCAGAGGUCCCUUUGACAUGGAGCAGGGUUCCUGGGGGCUUGAGGGCACCACCCCCGCCUGGCACCCUCACGCUCAGGGCAGCCCUCCUGGAAGAAACGAGCCAUCGAGCCCCCAGACUCAGAGGUGGCAGUGGCAACAGCAGCUGUGGCCCCAGACAGAGCCAGAGGGACCCCAGCUCUGCCCUUUGUAGCCAUGUGACUGGGGACACCCGCUCGCCACUCCGUUGCCUCAUCAACCAAGCGAGUCCGUAACACCUGCAUUGCCGCAUGGCUGUGAGCUGUGACCCAGCCGGGCCCCAGCAGUGCCAGGCCCCAGGUGGCAGGCUUAGCGUGCACAUGGGUGCUGCACGAAGCGUGUCUGUGGGUGUGAUUCGAGCCUCGCCACGUCUUCACACCCCCCGAGGCACAGAAGCCAGAGCUGGGGCUCAGAGACGGACAGUGAGUGACACAGCUCACCGACCGGUCCCCUGAGGCUGGAAGCCGUGGAGGAUGCGGAACAGUAGAUCUUGGCACUUCUCCCAAACACAUGAAGCCAGACACUGGGGACCGCCCAGCCCAGCUGGAGGGCUUCGAGCAUGAAGUAGCUGUUAGGACAGGGUGCUGACGCCAACCCGAGCGGCCAGGGCUCUGCUAAUUAGACGGAGGGCAGGAGAUGGGACGGAUCACCUCCCGCCGCUUGUCGUCCCCACCCCUUCCUGGGCCAGCCGCACCGAACCGGCGGAAGCCCUGAUGCCUGUUCAGAAAGACCAGACAGUCGCCAGCGCCCAGCUGGGAGGUGUCAGUGGCAUUGCCCAAGACUCCUCGGAGCCACCGGGACUGUUUCUGUCGGAGGAGACACUGCAGCCCGGGCUCUGGGACAGAGGAGGCGUCAGCCGGACGUGAAGAGCUACGAUGGCCGUGAACAAGAGCCCCACCCUGAUGGACGGAGACUGCCCCGAGCAGGAGAACGUGCUGCAGCGCGUCCUGCAGCUGCCCGUGGUGAGCGGCACCUGCGAGUGCGUCCAGAAGACCUACACCAGCACCAAGGAGGCCCACCCGCUGGUGGCCUCCGUGUGCAACGCCUACGAGAAGGGCGUGCAGGGCGCCAGCAGCCUGGCCGCCUGGGGCAUGGAGCCCGUGGUCCGCAGGCUGUCCACCCAGUUCACAGCUGCGAAUGAGCUGGCCUGCCGAGGCCUGGACCACCUGGAGGAGAAGAUCCCGGCCCUCCAGUACCCCCCUGAGAAGAUCGCCUCCGAGCUGAAGGGCACCAUCUCCACCCGCCUCCGCAGCGCCCGGAACAGCAUCAGCGUGCCCAUCACCAGCACGUCGGACAAGGUCCUGGGGGCCGCCCUGGCCAGCUGUGAGCUCGCCUUGGGGGUGGCCAAAGACACUGCGGAGUACGCCGCCAAAACCCGAGUGGGCCGGCUGGCCUCCGGGGGCGCCGAGCUGGCCGUGGGCGGUAUGGAGAAAGUGGUGGACUUCCUCAUCCCUCCAGCCAAGGACGAGUCAGCCCCCGCUCCAGGACGCCAGCAGGCCCAGAAGCCUCCUAAGACCAAUCGCAGCCUCAUGAGCCGGGUGGGGAACCUGGCCAACACCGUCUCUCAGCACACCUUCCAGACCACAAAGCAGGUGCUGAAGCAGGGCCACGCCCUGGCCAUGUGGAUCCCCGGGGUGGCGCCCCUGAGCAGCCUGCACGAUGACCAGACAGACAGCAAGGGGGACGAGGCCAAGGAGAAGGAGAAGGAGGACUCGGACUCGGAGACCGAGGAGCAGCUCAGCGAGGCAGGAGACCUGGCACGCCCCCAGGGCCUCCUGGGCAGCGCGGUGCACACCCUGCAGAAGGCUGUCCAGGGCACCAUCUCGGUCAUGCUGUGGGCGCCCACCGCUGUGCUGGGCACGGCAGGGAGGAUGCUGCACCUCACAUCGGCCCCCGCUGCCACCUCGACCAAGAGCAGGGCCAUGUCGCUGUCAGACGCCCUGAAGGGGGUCACGGACAACGUGGUGGACACGGUGGUGCACUACGUGCCGCUCCCCAGAUUGUCCCUGAUCAGGGUCAGCGACAGCUUCUUCCGGCCCAGCCACAUGGAGCCCAUCCUGGGCCGCGCGCAGUACAACCAGCUGCGCAAGAAGAGCUGAGCGCCCGGCCAUCCGCGCCGCCCCGGGAGCCCGCGUCGCCAGCCAGUAAGAACCCCGCAUCCGACAGUGUGGACUUCUUCAAAGCAGCCCCUGGCACCGGAGCCCCGCACCCCAUCUUUUGAGCAUCCUUUGGGGGCUCAGUCUGCAGUCAAUUUUUAAGAAAAAUCAAAUCAAACCUGCUUUGAUUCUCUUUGGUUUGGUUUGUCAUUCCUCACCUGAGGAUAUAUUUUUCCAUUGAUUUUUAGGGAGAGUAGAAAAGAGAGAG